Messenger RNA from Cutaneotrichosporon oleaginosum, 1120 nucleotides. RefSeq lists its product as uncharacterized. The record is from RefSeq and is a predicted model, not a curated record. NCBI's taxonomy places the organism in Eukaryota, Fungi, Basidiomycota, Tremellomycetes, Trichosporonales, Trichosporonaceae.
UCGCCAUCAUGUUGCGCCUUACCGAGUGCGAGUGCUGAGAGGUAGAGAGAAGUCGUGAAGAAGGUUCGCGGGGCGGAAAUUGCCAAGCACGUGCCGUGGAGCCAAAAACAAAAAUACGACGGAUCGAUCCGGUGAAAUGUCCGAGAUGACGAGGCAAGUCUCCGACGCCGAGGUAUCCUGCUCACCAGCGGACUCGAUGAAACAGCGGGACGAGGAAGUCGAGGCCACACUUUUUAUUCUUUCAAACAGUGUGGUUGAGUGGUCCUCCUACAAUUGUGGUCGCGUCGCGUCGUGGUCUCGCAUCUCGCGCCCUCCGCACACACCCUGUGCCUUCCCUCAGCUCUCAGCCCACGUCGCCACCAUCUCCCUCUUGCAACAUCACUACCAUCGAUCUCAAUCACGGCCAGAUGCGUCCCAGUCUCGUCGACGAGCUCGUCCCAUUUCCCCAGCCCGGCGAUCGCGGCGGCCUCGCCGCACUUACCAGCUCUCUCCGCCGCUCCGGCUCUGUUGCCAUCAUCCUCGUCUUCCUCCUCGCCACCGUGUUCUACAUCCUCACCGAACCAGAGCAUGGCUCGCGGGCGGAGGCAGCGCACAUGCUGCGCAGAUGGCUAUGGAAGGGCAACGAAGUCACGAUCACGAUGAGCGCGGACCGAUAGCGCCCAAGCAACCGUGGCGCGACCGGGUUCACUACCGCCCUCCACAUCUCACAUCUCCCCGGCGCGUACCCGCCAGUUCGUUGCACCCCAUCACAUCUGCCAAUACGCAACCCGCUCAUCGGGGACACUGGCGCCGACAACGAGGUCGGAGUCCUUCCACGGCGCACUGGCCGCCGCUCGUCUCAAGACGCGCACACAGCGCGCGACGCUCCGAGCGGUCGACAGGUGAUAGAGGACGCACGUUUCAGCCAUCGACCUGAGCCUAAAACUGCCGCCCCUCUGCCGCCUCCUUGAGCACAUUAUCUCAAAGCAUACCAGCACACUAGAGCGGAUCUUCCGCGCGCUACGCACAUGACUGCGGAUUGUAGCUCUGCUGAGUCGUUUCGUUAGCUUGUCGCUGCACUCCCGAGCUCGCUCCUCCUGUGCAACGGUGAUAUGCAUAUGCUGUAGAGCUCUACUCCUGC